Messenger RNA from Hippocampus comes (tiger tail seahorse), 657 nucleotides. RefSeq names its product small EDRK-rich factor 2. The record is from RefSeq and is a predicted model, not a curated record. NCBI's taxonomy places the organism in Eukaryota, Metazoa, Chordata, Actinopteri, Syngnathiformes, Syngnathidae. The coding region runs from base 143 to 331 and encodes 62 amino acids. The transcript has 3 exons.
UCUCGUUUCUUUCUGGUGCGCAGACGCAGUUGAGGCGCAAGCAGAAGCAGGCGGAGAGCGACUGGCGCAACGCAAAAGGAUACUUUGGCCCUUAGGCUGAGCUUUUUGUGGAUUUGGGUCGACGGAAACAUCGAUUGUUAAAAUGACCAGGGGAAAUCAACGUGAGCUUGCACGCCAAAAGGCUGCCAAGAAGGCUAACGAGAGCGGCAAAGGGAAGAGAAGUGAUGACGGGCUCUCAGCUGCCGCUCGCAAGCAGAGGGAUGCUGAAAUAAUGCAGCAAAAGCAGAAAAAAGCAAAUGGUGGAGAGAAAGACAAUCCUAAAUCCAAGUGAACAACUGACUUCAUCCCGCCGUUGGCUUCCUUCCUGAUAAAUAUAAAAGCCAGUAAUGUCAUCUUUUAAAAAUAUCAGAGACUCAACAUAUAAUUGAGCCUACAUUCUCUCCUUAUGGCAAUGGAUUUUUUUUUGGGGGGGGGUGAAAUUGUUCACAUUAUCCCCACACUGAUGCCACGUGCAUGCAGAGGAGCGUCAGUGCUUUUAGCAGCAGGAGAAAGAUGAACAGUUGUCCACACAAAGCGUUGUUGUAGCUGUUGUGUGUUUUCUUCUUGUACAAAACAUGUCUCCUGAUGGUUGCAAAUAAAGAGUAUCUUUGUAGUUCA